Silurus meridionalis is the source of this 1482-nucleotide messenger RNA. It is a transcript of the gene mxtx2, whose product is annotated as mix-type homeobox gene 2. The record is from RefSeq and is a predicted model, not a curated record. The coding region runs from base 135 to 1052 and encodes 305 amino acids. Gene Ontology annotation, molecular function: DNA binding. The transcript has 3 exons. NCBI's taxonomy places the organism in Eukaryota, Metazoa, Chordata, Actinopteri, Siluriformes, Siluridae.
UCUGGGAUAAAUAGUGCCAGGCCUCAGUACCAAGUCAGAAUCACAAGUAGCAAGAAGUUGAUCGGCUCUGCCAGCUAAAAGCUGAAGUCUUAUUGGCCCUGCACUGAGGUCUGAAGAAAAGAGAAUUUGCAGACAUGUGGUCUGACAGCAUUGUUGGUAAAGAUGGAGCAUCUCAGGCCAGUAAGAUUGCAGGCCGGAGGAAGCGGACCAGUUUCACCAAAGAGCACUUGGAGCUCCUCAGAAUGGCUUUUAGCGUGGACCCAUACCCUGGCAUUAGUGUCCGAGAAAGUCUGUCUCAAGCCACAGGCCUCCCAGAGUCACGAAUUCAGGUUUGGUUUCAGAAUAAGAGGGCAAGAACCUUAAAGAACAGAAAUGCUCAAACCUCACCUCAACCAGAAGCUACUUCUUCACUGUCCAGCACCUUCCUGCCACCCCACAUGGUUGGUGUAAAAGAAAGCAGACAACCAGCAUUUAAUGUUACUCAACCUCAGCUGAGAGAAGACAGUGAGCAGGACUGCUUCUUUACUGACUUGUCUCCACAAAGUUUUGGCCUUUCACCGAGUGGAGCUCACUGCAGCACUCCAUCCAUCAGACCACGCCAAGACCGGCUGAUGGGCACUAGCCUGAGUCCUUCCUCUUUUCACUCUGAUUUGGAAGUUACUGCAGUUGGCUGGGGCUCUAUGAGAGCACAAAGCUCACCAGAGUGUCUGUGGAGCCCGCCAAUGCAAGGCACUGGAAAUGGCAGCAAAGAUGAGAGUCAAGUCUUUCUUUAUCCUCCACCUCCUUAUCCUCAUGGCACUGUGAGGUCUGGGUUUCUCAACAGUUUAAAGUCCACCUCCCCUGACUCUGCAGAUUCUGCAUUUUGGGACAUGGGAUUGGAGAAUACUUCUCCUAUGCCAUAUUCUCAGGGUGGAAGUGGUCUGUGGGAUGAAUCUGCACAGGAGAAGCCUUUGGCCCCACUACCAAAUCUGUCUUCUCAGUGCCUAGAGGAAGUUCUUGGUGAGAUGGAACCAGGCUGGUGGAAGAUUAAUGGACAAAUGGAGCUUCAAUAAGACUGUUAAAGUAAAAAAAAAAAAAAAAAAAAAAGACUGAACAAGAAGAAGAAGAAGAAGAAAAUGAAUGUUUUAGUCCACUGACUUUCAAAUGUGAUUAAGGACUGUAGCAGAUUUGUGUGAAUCUCAUGUUACUUAUGUUGCAAUUUUUACUCCAAGAUAUUGUGGUGGGAAAGCAGUAUCACUAUUUAAAGUUGUUUUAUUUAUUAACUUAUUGUAUACCUCUUCCAAAGAGUAGAUUAUUCAGAAUACUCAUGUUGCAAGAUUUUACUGAUUAUUGUAUUAUUUAAGACCUUUGGUCAGUUUUUACAUAAUUUAAACCUAUUUAUUUCAUCAUUAUAUUGUAGAAGUACAGGAUUGUGGGGGGAAAUGUAAAUAAUCACUUAUUUUGUACAAUAAUUUAUUGCAAAUAAAAUGUUGAGCAAGCAAA